AUGCCCGCCCCAGACACCACCAAUGCUGCCCGCCGCAGCGGUAGGCGCAAACCCGACCUGAAUAUCGACACUUCAUCGUCGCCGCCGCCGCCUCCCCCGCCGCCGCGCGCCAGAGACCGGGACCGCAACCGAGACAGAGACAGAAACAGAGACAGAGAUUGGGACCGUAACCGGGACAGGGAUAGAGAGAGGGAUAGGGACCGAGACCGAGACAGAGACAGAGACGGGGACAGAGAGGAGGGGGACAGGCACAGAAACAGAGAUAGAAACUCCCUCCCGCAUACGCCCACCGGCGAUUCUCCCACAGGUGGCCGGGCGGCGUUGCACCUGCAGCCCGACGCCCAGGGACGGGACACAGCCGACAUUGAGACAUUCCUCGAGGGCCUCACCCCCGUCGACAUCCCGAUCGGCAUGUCCAACAAAGAAAACGACCGCCCCGAACCACACCGCCCCACCGCCCGCGACUCGCACGACCUCUCGCUCUCGCCGCGCCAGGUUACACGCGACUCGCUCGUCACCAACAUGCUGCUCUCGCUCGACCAGCUGUCAAUGGGCCAGGUCGGCACGUCUUUCGGCCCCUCGGGAUCCGCCUUUGACGAGCCCGCCAUCUACCCUUCCUACAACGACGACACCCGUGCUAUGACCUUCAAUUCGACCUUCAAUUCGAGAUCGGGCCGCGCUAACGGACACGGAUACUCGUACAGCUCCGACUUUGAGGGUGCCGACGACGCGAGCAGGAUAUCCUCGAGGGGUCGCCGCAGCAACAGCAGCUCUGGUUACCAACCGGGACUGGGCCGCAUCAACAGCAUGCGUGAGCUCUCGCAGCGCAGCCCGGGGCGCGCCCUCCACUCGAGGGGCGGCAAGGGGAGCAAGAGCAGCAGCACGACGAGCGUCGAUGCAGGAUACGCCCAGGUUUUGGGAAGCCAGCGCUGGGCCCGCGGUUUCGGGGGGAGGUCGUCUAGUUUUGAUGGGGAGCAGCGGCCCUCGCCCGCGCCGUGGCAGGUCGAAUUCCCCAGCUCCUUUUUCAACGACGGAUACGAUGCCGCCCCGACCCCGACCGUGCCAGGCGGGCCACGCAAGCUCACGACAGCCCCGUCGAUGCCCGUAAUGCCACCGCCCGAGCCUAGGACGGUGUCGAACUCGCCUGCGAGAACUGCUGGCCCCGAACGACGCCGGAGUACUCGAUCCUCAAGAAGCGCCACCGUCGGUCGCAAGCCAGAACCCAAGUUCAACCCGUUGCGCGACGCACCGCCGCUCCCCGUCCUCGACCUCGAUUCAGCACCCGCCCCACACGUUGGAUAUGAAAAGGCAAAGGAGCUGCUCCCGCCGUCAUCCAUGAGCGUGACCCCGCAGCCGAAAGAGAAGCAGGGCUUUUUCAGGAGAAUGUUCGGAUCGUCCAAAACCGCCGUGUCGAGCGCGGCCUCUUCACCCCAGGUCUCGACCUUUUCGCAACCCAAAUCCUCCACCCCGCCGCCACGCGAGUCACAGCAGCCAGCCGCCCACACACUGCAGAAGAAGACAUCCUCCUUCUUUCGGAGGCGGAAGCACUCGGUCACAGAUACGGAGCCACCACCAGUGCCGGUCGUGCCCUUGGUCAAACUACCUCCUGACAGAGUCGAGGCACUCUCUGCGAAACCCGAGCCGAGCCCCAUUACCAGCCUACGACGGGCCAUGGACCCAUUCCUGCAGGAGAGCCCACUCUCCUCCUCUGUACAAACGUCCGCCGACGUCCCGUUACCUUCCAUCGAGCCCCACGAGGCCCGGGAUAGCUCAGGGAGAGGCGCGGCCGAAGAGGAUGAGGGCCGCAUACCGAGAGGCUUCUCGCCCGACUAUGAGCCGAGUCCGAAAGCCGUCAUCCGCAAGGUUGACCCCGAGCCUACAGGGCCCCGUCCCGCCGCCACUCCUACCCGUCAGACUGGUGGGACACCCGUGGAUUCGCCGCCGAAAUCAUUCCUAAAGGACAACAGCGACAGCGAGGACAGCCCCGUGCGGCAGCGGAAGCCGCCACGUUCCGAAACCCGCGAGAAGGGCCUCAAGCCGGAGCCACGACCAGACGGGCGCUCGCGAUCGCCCUCGCCCGCCGUGUCGAAAUCCAGAAGCGUGCCCAACCUAAAUAGGGAGGCUCGUUUGUCGGCCCGGGAGGGGCCGAAGCUGACGCUCCUGACCGACCGCCGGGAUUCCCACACGCUCGGCCUGACACCCGAGACGGGCGGCGGAGUUGCGUACAAGCACAGCGUGCCGAGCCUGCGCAUCGACAGCGCGGAGCCCAGCCCCAGGGGCAUGGGGACCGGUGAGUCCGUCAGCCAUUCAGCCAAGUCGAUCGACGAGCCCGAGGUGGUGGUUGGUGACCCCACCGAGGACGACCGCCAAAAGGCGCAGGGGAUAUACGACGGAAACGAGGAGUUCAUCCAGAAGGACAGGGCGGCAGCCUGGAUGGGCGAGGAGGGCAUCGUGCGCCAGCGGACCUUGCGGGCUUACAUGGAGCUCUACGACUUUGAGGGCCAGAGCGCCGUGGCCAGCUUGCGGCAGGUGUGCCAGCGGUUGCUCCUCCGAGCCGAAACGCAGCAGGUCGACCGCAUCUUGGUGGCCUUUUCGAAACGGUGGUGUGACUGCAAUUCUAACCACGGCUUCAAGUCCAUGGACGUUAUUCACACCAUUUGCUAUUCGAUUAUUCUGCUCAACACCGAUCUCCACAUGGCCGACAUCGACCACAAGAUGACGAGGAGCCAGUUCAUCAAGAACACCAUGACCACCAUCAGACAGGCCGUCCAGGAAUCGGUCCCUGAUGCGUUUGAACGGCCCAGCAUCCUCCCAGGAAAGGGGAAUCUGGAUGGCGAUGGCCGCACAUCUGACGAGUUCAAACACAACAGCUUCCGGGCGUCCUUCAAACCGCCGGCGCGGCCUAACUCGGCUCUGGGUGUCUUCUCCGACCAAACGCCGGGCGAGAGUUGUGGCCCGCUUGUGAAGGCACCGUUUGACGGGCCGCUCCGCGCCUGGGAGAACCAGGUCGAGAUCGUGCUCAAGGACAUCUACGCCUCGAUCCGCGACGAUCGCCUGCCGCUGUUUGGCGCCGACUCUACCCCGCAAACCCCCAGCGGCCUCUCGGUUAUGGGAAUGCUCAAGCGGACACCCAGCGUACUGAGCAAGGCGCCAUCGGAGAGCGUUGCGUCUAGCCGGGGCCGGGUUUCCGAAGUGGCCAAGGCGAACUCGUCGAGGUGGAACUCCAAGAGCCGCUCACGCCCGAGAGGCUUUAACACCGGCUUCUCAUCGAGUAGGACGAGCUUUGAGGACGGCAACUCGGUCUGGACACCGACCGACUCGUCCGCGACCUGGAGCAAACUCUCACUGGGUAGAACCCACACGUCCAUGUCGAUGGAUUCCUUUGGCUCGUCGUACCCCCGCGGCGAUUUCCACCAGUCCAUCGGCUUUGCCAACGCGCUGAGCCAGGCCAUCAUCCGCGAGGACAGCGCGCUCGAGUCUAUGGAGAUCAAGAGCGAGCAGCUGCUCGAGGACGAGUCCUUGGAGCUUGCCGGCCCGCCGUGGGUGAAGGAGGGUAUCGUUACUCACAAACACCAUCUCGACGGCAUCGACAAGCGGGCUCGGGACCGCAACUGGCAAGAGGUGUUUGCCGUCAUCCAGAAGGGGCAGCUCAGCCUUUUUUCUUUUUCGCCCAACAAGUCCCUCCGCAACAAGAACCGUCGGGGCCUGGGCGGGAAUCCACCCAAGGGUGCCGUGGUCGGCGGCGGCAAUUGGCAAGACAAUGCCACCAACCUGGGCACCUUCUCGCUGCGCCAGACCCUCGCCUCGGCGCUCCCCCCACCAGGCUACUCCCGCGCCCGCCCGCACGUCUGGGCCCUGUCCCUGCCCACCGGCGCCGUGCACCUCUUCCAGGUCGGUACGCCCGAGAUCUGCAAAGAGUUCGUCAGCACCGCCAACUACUGGAGCGCCCGCCUCAGCACGCACCCGCUCGUCGGCGGGAUAUCCAACAUCGAGUACGGCUGGAGCGACGCCAUCAUCAAGAGCGCCGCCACCACCGCGGCCGCCAACGACAGCACCACCAGCGUCAACGGCCGGCCGCCCAGCAGCGCCAAGGGCCACUCCCGCCCCGGCAGCGCCGUCAACGCCGCCGCCGUCGCAGCCGCCACCAUGGCCGGCAUCGGCCGCUCGUCCAUGCAAUCGGGCCGCUCCAUCCGCUCUGCCUCCUUCGACUUCGCCGUCCGCCCGGGCUCCGGGUCCUCGGGCGUCCUCGGCGCCACCCUCCCGCGCCACCUCACCAACACCACCACCAACACCACCACCCCCAAUACCACCACAAACUCCCACCACAAACUCCCCGGCGACCGUAUCCACAUCACCGACUGGUCCCCGCCGCCGCAAUCCAUGCGCCCCUCCCCGCUCGCCGAGCCCGAACAGCUCGACUCGCUGCUUAGCUACGUGCGCUCCAUCGAGGCCGACCUGCAGGCCCACAACGCCCUGCGCUCCCCCAUGCUCGGCGCCUUCUCGCCGCGCUCGGCCAACGCGGCCAAGGCCAUGGCCAACUGGGAGCGCAAGAGCGAGUAUUUGCUGAGGGAGAUUGUGAAGUUUCGGACGUAUGUCGAGUGUUUGAGGGGGGCAGGCGUCAGGAAGGGGGAGAUUUAUCGGGAGAGGGGGGUGGGGGUGAACGGGGGAGCGGAGGAGGGGGGAGAUAAGGGGGGGGAUGCGGAUGCGGAUGCGGAUGAGGAGGUUGUGGUCGGGGGGUUGGGAGUACCGCCUCCUCUUGGUGGGAGGGGGAGGUGA
This is a messenger RNA of Chaetomium globosum CBS 148.51, 4776 nucleotides long. RefSeq lists its product as uncharacterized. The record is from RefSeq and is a predicted model, not a curated record. The transcript has 2 exons. Bases 1 to 4776 code for a protein of 1591 amino acids. Gene Ontology annotation, biological process: regulation of ARF protein signal transduction. Gene Ontology annotation, molecular function: guanyl-nucleotide exchange factor activity. NCBI's taxonomy places the organism in Eukaryota, Fungi, Ascomycota, Sordariomycetes, Sordariales, Chaetomiaceae.